UUCAACCACAAUCUAUUCACAUUUCAAGCUACUGAAAGCAAGAAAAUGGAGUCACUAUUUCCUAAGCCAACCCUAUACGGUGGCAUAAAGAGUUACUUGAGGAGGCGGCGCUACCGAAGUCUCCACGGUGGUGCUGCCACCGGGAGAAGGAAGAUGACGAUCAUCCGGUUGAAAAGUCCACGUAAGUAUUGGAAGAUAAGAGCAAUUCCAAGGCUUAGAUGGGUGAUGAGAUCACCAUUGAAAAUGUUGACAAAGCUCAAGAAUGCUUAUAUGAACUUUAUGUUGAGGUUGGCAGGGAACGUAGGUGCUAUGAAUAGUGAUAAUAUCUUUGGUGUGAAACGAAUUCCAAAGGCUCGUCAAGUGUCUAAGGGGUAUUCCGGUGAUGAAUUUGAGGCCAGGCUUAUUUUUGAGAUUUCUAAGACCUUGGUUGCUUCCUAUGAACUAUAUCCCAUGUAAUUGUUAUUGUCUCUUCUUAGCCAUCCAACAACUUGUCUUUUUUUUUUUUUUUGUUUGCU
Messenger RNA from Cajanus cajan (pigeon pea), 515 nucleotides. The record is from RefSeq and is a predicted model, not a curated record. Lineage: Eukaryota; Viridiplantae; Streptophyta; Magnoliopsida; Fabales; Fabaceae.